Blepharisma stoltei is the source of this 1790-nucleotide messenger RNA. NCBI's taxonomy places the organism in Eukaryota, Ciliophora, Heterotrichea, Heterotrichida, Blepharismidae. The record is from the annotation of a GenBank genome assembly.
AUGGCUGUUACAUUUAUCCUUUGCUGAGUGGUGCUGGAGUUUGGAACUUUCAGCUCCUCGUUGGAAGACGAAGUUAUCCAAACUCUUGAAGGCUGCCCAAUCUUAGGCAUCAAUAAUUAUAUUUCACUGGCUAAGAAGCCUGUAGAUACUUCAGGUGGUGGCUAUUUUAAGAUUAUUUUUGAUAAAGAGUACAUUGUGACCUUGCUGGGACCACAUAUUUGUGAAGAAGAAAAAGCCAAAUUCAACAGAAUGAGUCCUGAAGAUAAAGCUAAUAAUCAUUUGUUUUUCCCCACAGCUCUUUGGCUACCAGAAAAGCAGCUUUAUUUGGCAGCUGCAAGACUUACCAUUUUUGAUUGGUUUAGCUUCGUUUACGUCACCUUUUUUGAUGAGGACUGAAAUGAAAUUCGAGAAACAGACUAUAUAGGCAAAACCAAAGUGCCCAGCGUGAUCACCCUAGGAGAAAUGAAGCAGGCAAUGUGGUGGGGCCCUGAAGAUCCACGUAUAUUUCAAGCUUUUUCAAGCGAAAUUUUUUUUAUUUCCACCCUAUUAGAAGGAGAACCAAAUUUCAACCGACAAAUAAAUCUUUAUCAGUUUUCAACUGCCACGCACAGGAAACUUGAGCUGGAAGAGCACAUAGGGAAAUCGUAUAGAGUUGAAAAGAAUUGGAGUCCGCUAAUAGUUGACGACAAGCAUUUGUAUUUUUUAUACAAGUACGAGGGUAUUCAAAUAAUUGAUUGCACUGAAGAAAGCCAGCCAUGCAAAAGGAUUUCUGGCUCAGAUAAGCCAUUGAGUCGCACUCAUGGCUCAAGCCCGUAUGUCAAAUUUUUAAAUACGAACUACUUCGUCUCUUUCGCAUGAACAAACAUUGUGUUCACAAAGCCUCAUUAUCGGCCAUCGCUGUCUAUUAUUGAAGUUCUAGAUGAAGGAAAAGAAUUCAGGCUAAUUUAUACGAGUGAGCCGCUUCACUUCACGUCCACAGCAAUUUCUGAUCCUAAAUCGCUUAAAACGAAACUAUCAAAUAAUGAUCUAUAGCUCAGGAACGAUAAUAUGUCGUCUUAUGAUUGGAUAUUUUCCUAAUUGCCUCUUCAACUCAAGCUGACGGGUCAGCUUGGGGAACUGGAAAUUAUACCCGAUGUGAAGCAUUAGUCAACUACCCCCUUUUGCAGAGCCAACUAGGAUUUGCCUAACAUUUCCCAGCUAGGACGAUCUAUAAUCGUGCUUGAGCUAUAAGAAGGGUUUUGAUGAUUACAAGUAUAGCGAGAUGGGAUUUUGAAAGCGGAGUUACUGAUAUAAACCUCAGCAUUGAUGACGAUAUGGCAGUUGCAGCUAGAGUCUCUGGGCUGACUGAUUUUGUGCAUUAUAUUAUCAAUGUUUAUGAAUAUGGAAGACUGCCUGACGAGAAUAGUUGUGCAGAAAAAACUGCUAAAGAUUAUUACAGAAGUUUGCCUAGCCUCCUCUCUUUAAAUUGGAGAAAAAAUUUCUGUUUCAGGAUUAAUGUUAUUUAAAAAUUUUUAUAAAAUUUUAGAUAAGUAGAAAUAAUAACGCAAUAUUGUGAAUUUUAAUUUUAUUUAUGAAGAAUUUAUUUAAAAAAUGAUUGGUUUUGCUCAAAUAAACUCUACUCUAAUUUUUUAGGUCAAAACUAAUUUUAUAAAAUUAGUAUUUUAACUUAUAAAAUUUACCUUUUUGAAACCAAUUUAAAAGGGUUAGAGUACCCAAAAAGAAAUUUUGCCUUUAUUUUGUUCCAAUUAAAAGGAGGGAGUAAGGGAACAUUUGUGGACAGUACUAUUUAG